Sorghum bicolor (sorghum) is the source of this 761-nucleotide messenger RNA. Its product is annotated as RING-box protein 1. Gene Ontology annotation, cellular component: cullin-RING ubiquitin ligase complex; nucleus. The record is from RefSeq and is a predicted model, not a curated record. The transcript has 5 exons. Lineage: Eukaryota; Viridiplantae; Streptophyta; Magnoliopsida; Poales; Poaceae. Gene Ontology annotation, molecular function: cullin family protein binding; ubiquitin protein ligase activity; zinc ion binding. Bases 105 to 446 code for a protein of 113 amino acids. Gene Ontology annotation, biological process: protein ubiquitination; ubiquitin-dependent protein catabolic process.
CCGUCUGUCUCCUGGAAGUCAAGGGCCGCUUCGUCUCUCCUCUCCGCUGCCCCCUCCCCUUCUCGUGCGUGAUCCUAGCUAGGGUUCGUUCGCCUCGUCUCGCGAUGGACAAGGGCAAGGGCGCCGUCGUCGUGGCCCCGGCCCCGGCCCCUGCCGCUGCCGCCGGGAAGAAGGCCAAGCGCUUCGAUAUCAAGAAGUGGAACGCCGUCUCUCUCUGGGCCUGGGACAUCGUGGUCGACAACUGUGCCAUCUGCCGCAACCACAUCAUGGACCUCUGCAUCGAGUGCCAGGCGAACCAGGCGAGCGCAACCAGCGAGGAAUGCACCGUCGCUUGGGGAGUUUGCAACCAUGCGUUCCACUUCCACUGUAUCAGUCGUUGGCUAAAGACCCGUCAAGUGUGCCCUCUUGACAACAGUGAGUGGGAGUUCCAGAAGUAUGGUCACUAGAGAGUGACUUUGGCGUGGAGUUGCUUCAUGUUCCCCUCGUAGUUUAGCACCAGUGGCUACUGAAUACUGAUAACAGUCUAUGGAUCGGUGAUGUUUCUGAAGCUCUAAUUUUGGUGUAUGCCAUAUUCAUCCUUCAGGCACUGUUUGCAGUAAUACUCUGUUUGCAGUAAUUGAAGAAUACUCUGUUUGCAGUAAUUGGUACUUGUGGGCUAUAGCAAUGUUUGGCUCUCGGUUUACCGAUAUUGGUAUACGAAUCUGCGAUGCAUUAGACGAGCAACCUUUUAUAUAUAUACAGUGAGGCUAUGUUUGGAUGUA